Molecule: messenger RNA, 1399 nt
Organism: Folsomia candida
Lineage: Eukaryota; Metazoa; Arthropoda; Collembola; Entomobryomorpha; Isotomidae
Exons: 3
Coding region: 745-1131 (128 amino acids)
Source: RefSeq, a predicted model, not a curated record
UGCAUUUACAUUUUCUUCAGCUUUGGUUGAUUAAAAUAAAAUUUACUCGUGUCAAAGGUCAUAAUUACAUAAUUCUUAACUUUCUCUAUCAAAUUUUUUCGAGUUUCAGGGCCUGUUUCAAAUUCUGGUCAUGUAUUUCGCCCUGAUUAUCUUUCCGAGCGCAUCAAUCAUAUUUCUAACACAGGAGAAAGUUAUAUUUGGGGAUGCACUAUUUCGAGAGACGUACAAAAAUCAAAGCUCCUUAAGUCUGGAUUUGUACUUCGAUCUGGAUGGGAUCCCCGUUCUGCAAACUUUUCUAUCCGUUGUUGCAUUGGUGUUAAAUAUUAACUUCUCCAUCUUUGGGAACGUGGCUGUCCUAGGGAUAAGCACUUACGUUUGUCUUCUAGCGUAUAAAUUGGGGUGUGACUGCGAACGUUACUUUAUGAAAGAUGUUCCGUUUCAUGUGGUAAGUACGUACUGAAAUUCAACAUGUAACUAAUUUUAAAAUAAUGAACAGCGAUAAUUGAGAUCACGAGGCUUCAAUUAAUCUCGUCAUGAUUUUUUCGGGCUUAAUUAUCGUCUAGAAUUAAAUAUUAACAAUUAGGCGUUUCUAAAAUUAGAAGAAUUACUUAUAACGCUAUGUACGCUACGUGAAACACAAGGUGCCCUGGUUUACCAAAAAUGUUGUAUUUUUCUUAGGUGAGGAAUCUGUACUUCGAAUUGAAAACAUUUUUCGAUCAAAUUAAUGAAUUAUUUAGUUUCAACAUGGUUGUAUUCGUGGCCAAUCUGUUGGUUCAUUUUAGUAGAUCGUUCACUGAAAUGAUAGAACCAAGCACGACGAUACUGUUAAAAGUGGUCACUAUGUCGUACUUCGUUUGGUUGAGUGGAUGUCUCCUCCUGGCAGCAGUUGGAGCUACAAAGCUCCAAUCGUUCUUUGGCUUCAUUGCCAAAAAUUACGCAUCGCCUGAAUAUGCGGACAAUUUAGAAGUAAUCAAUCUUAAAUUGGACAUUGAACAGGGUCCGCUUGGUAUUAAAGCUCAUACUUUUCUGAUAACUCAUGGUUUCAUUGUUACGAUUUUCAGCCAAGUAAUAACUUAUGUCGUGGUGCUGCUGCAGUUUACGUCAACACCACCAAAACAGGGGAAGGAUUAAAUUUAAUAAUGCUUUUAUGCGAUACAGGCUUUAUUAAUAAAAUAUUCACAAUUUCUAAAAAUAACGUAAUUAAUAUGUAUGUAUAAGUUUAGUGUUAUCUCUAGAAAAAUAACGUAAUUAAUAUGUAUGUAUAAGUUUAGUGUUAUCUCUAGAAAAAUACCGGGCAAAUUUUAUUCAAGUUUGGAAUAGUUCAUAAACUAUACUAAGGAAUAGAUUUAUUAGAAUUAAUACAUAUGUAUGUGCAAAUGGUACUCAUUCCCUUUCAAAU